Messenger RNA from Adineta steineri, 759 nucleotides. NCBI's taxonomy places the organism in Eukaryota, Metazoa, Rotifera, Eurotatoria, Adinetida, Adinetidae. The record is from the annotation of a GenBank genome assembly.
AAUCAUCGUAUUGUUAAAUGGAAAUUGGAUUCAAAUGAAGGUCAAAUCAUUGCAGGUGGAAAUGGACAAGAAAAUCAAAAUAAUCAGUUGAAUGGUCCGUUCGAUAUAAUUUUUGAUAAAGAAAAUAAUUCUUUUAUUAUUUCUGAUAUUAAAAACAGACGAGUAGUUCGAUAUUUUGAUCAAAAUCAAACAAAUCAACAAAUUAUUAUUUCAAAUAUUAAUUGUCUUGGUCUGACAAUCGAUAAAAAUGGAUUUAUUUAUGCUUCUAAUACUGAGACUCAUGAAGUAAGACGAUAUAAACAAGGAGAUGAAAAGGGUGAAUUGGUGGCAGGUGGAAAUGGUCCAGGAGAUCAUCUUAAUCAAUUCAAUCAACCUACUUAUAUCUUUAUUGAUGAUGAUUAUUCUCUUUAUAUAUCAGAUCUUCAGAAUCAUCGUGUAAUGAAAUGGAAAAAAGGUGCAAAAGAAGGAAUUAUUGUGGCUCCUACAAAUGGUAGAGGAACUAGUCUCAAACAAUUGGAUAAUCCUCAGGGAGUGAUUGUUGAUCAUAUGGGUCACAUAUAUGUGGCAGAUUACUGUAAUCAUCGAGUAGUGCGUUGGUGUGAAGGAGAUGAAGAAGGUGAAGUUGUUGUUGGUGGAAAUGGUCAAGGAAAUCAAUCAAAUCAAUUGGAUUUUCCCUCAGGUUUAUCAUUUGACAAUGAAGAAAAUCUUUAUGUUGCUGAUGCGAGAAAUUAUCGAAUCCAAAAAUAUGAAAAAAUUUAA